AUGUUGAGGUCGAGGGAUCCGCUGAUCGUCGGGAGGAUUGUGGGCGACGUCAUCGACUACUUCGACGCGCCGGCGCGGCUGAGGGUGUUGUACGGCAACCGCGAGAUCACGGUUGGGUCGGAGCUGAGGCCGUCGCAGGUGGCGAACCAGCCCACGGUGCGCAUCACAGGAAGGGUGGGAUCACUCUACACGCUCGUGAUGGUAGACCCUAAUGUACCUGGACCCAGCGACCCUUCCGAACGGGAGUACCUCCCUUGGUUUGUCACAGACAUACCAGAAGGAGGUGACGUGGGCCAUGGCACUGAGGUGAUGGCAUACGAGAAGCCGCAGCCGAUGGCGGGGAUCCACCGUUUGGCAUUCGUGGUGUUCCGGCAGGCUGCGCGGGAGGUCAUCUACGCACCAGGGUGGCGCUCCAACUUCAUCACGAGGGACACGGCCGAGUGCUAUAGCCUCGGCGCUCCGGUCGCCGCCGCCUACUUCAACUGCCAGAGGGAGGGCAGCUGCGGUGGCCGGAGGUGGCAGGGGUGAACCAAGCUGGCUAUAACUAUAACACAUACGUGUCAUCACGCCAUCCAAUUGGAUGUCUCGCACAAAAUAAAUGAAUAAAGAAAAUAUGUGUAAGCUAGCUAUCUGCUUGUGUACUGGCUAAUUGGCAAUCUCGAUUGACCCUACUUGUGGCAGAAUGUACUGUUCACUUCGUGCAUAGCCUAAAUAUUUAAUAAUCUUGUAUAUACUCUUUCU
Molecule: messenger RNA, 741 nt
Organism: Triticum dicoccoides
Lineage: Eukaryota; Viridiplantae; Streptophyta; Magnoliopsida; Poales; Poaceae
Product: protein FLOWERING LOCUS T-like
Exons: 4
Coding region: 1-528 (175 amino acids)
Source: RefSeq, a predicted model, not a curated record